GCCAAUGGCAGUUAUAAAACAUCUUCUUCCCAAAAUGACCUCCCUCUCAUUACAUUUCUCCUUCUUCCUCUUCUCCACGCUUCUCCUCAUGUCAGUCAUUCCCCCCCGCGCCGCCGCCUCCUACAGCUGUACCGUCGAUGAUCGAACGUAUUCUACAACCCCUCUAGUCUCCUUCCUCCAACGUCUCCAAUCCGAAGCUCUCAAAACUUUAGGCCCCAGUUCCUUCGACCCCAAGUUCUACGUUGACCUCCCUCUCAAGAAAGACCUCAGCUUAACGGAAGCUGCCUUCUGGAAACUCCCUAGGGUUAAGGGAAUCAUCCCGGAAAAGUACCUGCGUAGGUUCUUGGAAGCCUAUUUCGACGAUGCUGGCGACGAUAUGGUGUACACGGAACCCGAGGACUUUGUGCCGGAGCCGGUGGAGUUUUUGCCCAAGGUGCUUAACCCUAAAGUUAGGGUUUGGGCUCUGGAAGUGCAUUCAUUAUGGAAGAAUUUGAGUAGGAGGGUUUCCGAUAAUGUGAAGAAAUAUCCGGAGAGGCACACGCUGCUUCCCUUGCCGGAGCCUGUAAUCAUUCCUGGCUCGAGGUUCAAGGAGGUGUAUUAUUGGGAUUCUUAUUGGAUUAUCAGGGGAUUGCUUGUAAGCAAAAUGUAUGACACAGCAAAAGAAAUUGUGAACAACCUUGUAUGGCUAGUAGAUGCUUAUGGUCAUGUGCUAAAUGGUGCAAGGGUAUACUAUGCUAAUCGCAGCCAACCUCCACUAUUGAGUUCAAUGGUAAUGGAGAUAUACACAAGGACUGGUGAUUUGGAAUUUGUCAGGAAGUCCCUUCCUUCAUUAAUGAAAGAGUAUACCUUCUGGAUUUCAGGAAUCCAUAAAGUAAUGAUUCGAGAUCUUCAUGGACAUAAGCAUUCUUUGAGCCGCUAUUAUGCUAGGUGGAAUAAACCCAGACCAGAAAGUGCAACAAUUGAUGUGGAGUCAGCUUCCAAGUUUCUAAAUGACUCUGAUAAGGAAGCUUUCUAUCGAGAAGUUGCUUCAACUGCAGAGACUGGUUGGGACUUUAGCUCUCGAUGGAUGAGCAACUCAUUUGACCUUUCCACAUUAUCGACAACAUCGAUUGUUCCAGUUGACUUGAACACUUAUUUAUAUAAGGUGGAGCUUGACAUAGCAUUCUUUGCACAACAACUUGGUGAUAUCAAAACCCAUGAAAAAUUCUUCAAGGCUUCAAAAGCACGGCAAUUUGCAAUUAGAUCGAUCUUUUGGAAUGCAGAGAUGAACCAGUGGCUUGACUACUGGAUUAGAUCCAAAGAUUGUGAGGAUGUUCAUCAAUUUGAAGCUAGGAAUCAAAAUGAUAGGAUAUUUGCAUCAAACUUCAUACCCAUGUGGAAUUGGAAGCAUGCCUCAGGUUUAGGUGAAAAUAACAUUAUGGUGGAAAGAAUUCUUGAAAGCUUCCAGAAAUCUGGUUUGCUUCAACCUGCUGGAAUUGUUACAUCAUUAUCAAACAAUGGGCAACAGUGGGAUUUUCCCAAUGGUUGGUCUCCUCUGCAACAUCUCAUCAUCGAAGGGUUAUCUAAUUCUGGUUCAAAAGCUGGUUGGGAAUUGGCUCAGGAUAUUGCUGUAAGAUGGAUUAGAACAAAUUAUGCUGCGUACAACACCACUGGUGCAAUGCAUGAGAAAUAUGAUGUUAAAGGUUGUGGAAAGGUUGGCGGUGGCGGUGAAUAUAAACCUCAGACUGGCUUUGGUUGGUCUAAUGGUGUGGUGCUGGCUCUCUUAGAAGAAUUUGGCUGGCCUUUUGACAGGGAUAUUGAAUGCCGUUCUUGAAAUCACAUAAUAAGAAUCAGAGACCAGGAGUAUCAUUAGCUACUUGUGCCGGUUCGAUACCAAACCACUGCUCCCACAUUAUCAGCUUCAGAGCUUGUUUGUCUUCUUUUGUUUCUCAUUUUUAUAUUUAUAAUUUGCAUUUAGGAAGAGAUGUCCUGUGUACUUCAAAUCUAUUGAAAUGAUAUUUUAGUAAAUUUAGCCAAAAUCUCCAUAUACUCCUA
Messenger RNA from Dendrobium catenatum, 2034 nucleotides. Its product is annotated as probable trehalase. The record is from RefSeq and is a predicted model, not a curated record. Gene Ontology annotation, biological process: trehalose catabolic process. The transcript has 11 exons. Lineage: Eukaryota; Viridiplantae; Streptophyta; Magnoliopsida; Asparagales; Orchidaceae. The coding region runs from base 5 to 1813 and encodes 602 amino acids. Gene Ontology annotation, molecular function: alpha,alpha-trehalase activity.